Onychomys torridus (southern grasshopper mouse) is the source of this 2572-nucleotide messenger RNA. Its product is annotated as alpha-amylase 1. The transcript has 11 exons. Gene Ontology annotation, molecular function: cation binding; alpha-amylase activity. Gene Ontology annotation, biological process: carbohydrate metabolic process. Bases 1005 to 2540 code for a protein of 511 amino acids. Lineage: Eukaryota; Metazoa; Chordata; Mammalia; Rodentia; Cricetidae. The record is from RefSeq and is a predicted model, not a curated record.
AAUUGAGUAUAAUGUUCACUGUUGUUACAUUACUUUUUUCUAUAUUCCAAGAUACUUUCAUCAAUAAAAAUGAUUUGAUUUUUAAAAUAGCAAAUAUUAAGGGACAAGGUAGGAGGAGGGAACUCAUUGUGGAGCUGGACUGCUUGGCUUAGAAUUAUGACAGCAAUAUUUCCUGUUAUAUGAAUUGGAACCAAUCUCGCCACUUUCUUGGUCCAUAACUUUCUUUUCUCAUUCUAAAUGUAAUUACAAUUCCAUCCUUCAGGUGUAUGAUGAAACAUGUCACAAAACAUUAAGUGUUUGUUCUUUUUCUUUUCUUUUUUCCAAAUCACAGUUAUCAAUAGUUUUAUUAUUUGAUACAUGGGCACAUCAUGAGUCCUAUGAAUUUAAUAUUUUGUUUAAGCAUCACAUUGUGGGUGACAAAUUCAGACUUAACAAUAGAUGUUUUAUUCAGUGAACAUGUUCCCAUUGUGCUUUCAUUUAUGUUAUUGAUUCAGUUUGGCUCAGUGACAAACUAAUAUGAUCUUUAAAAUUGUCUUCCUGGACUUUUACCCUGGCAUUUCACACAAAUCAUACGAGGAAAACCUGAAAGUAGGAGGAAAUAAUGUUGCAUAUUGAAAAAGCAAGCCGAUGAGCUGUGUUGUAACAGAAGAGUUGGAAAAGCAGCAGCUGAGGGCAGGCAGCGGCCUUUUAAGGGCACCACGGUGGUGGUGCCCAGUCCACUGUCAGUCACUGUAGAGAUCAGAUCACAGUGACGGCAGAAAUUCUAUUUGGAAAAUUAUAUAAGGUUUUCAAGAAUGAAUAUUGAAAGGAUAAGAUUAUAGAAAAUUAUAAAAUUCUAAAUCUGGCCUUUUUUCAACUGAAAAGAAAUUGAAACCAAAACCGUGAAAUUUGUUGUUUUAUAAUUGACAAACACUUAGCUGUAGGUUUGGAUGAUUGCUGAUUUAUAGAAGUUACUGUGGAAUAAAGUGGUUUUUAGAAAAAAACACUAACAACAUCAUACCAAAAUGAAGUUCUUCCUGCUGUUUUCCCUCAUUGGGUUCUGCUGGGCUCAAUAUGACCCACAUACUGCAUAUGGACGAACUGCUAUUGUCCACCUGUUCGAGUGGCGCUGGGUUGAUAUUGCCAAGGAAUGUGAGCGAUACUUAGCUCCUCAUGGAUUUGGAGGGGUGCAGGUCUCUCCACCCAAUGAAAAUCUAGUAGUUAACAAUCCUUCAAGACCCUGGUGGGAAAGAUACCAACCAAUUAGCUACAAAAUAUGCUCAAGGUCUGGAAAUGAAGAUGAAUUCAGGGACAUGGUAACAAGGUGCAACAAUGUUGGUGUCCGUAUUUAUGUGGAUGCUGUUAUUAACCACAUGUGUGGAGAAGGAGUUCAAGCAGGAACAAGCAGCACGUGUGGAAGUUAUUUCAACCCACACAACAGGGACUUCCCUGCAGUUCCAUACUCUGGUUGGGAUUUUAAUGAUGGCAAAUGUAGAAGUGGAAGUGGAGGCAUUGAGAACUACAAUGAUGCUUAUCAGGUCAGAGACUGUCGUCUGUCUGGCCUUCUGGAUCUUGCACUUGAGAAAGAUUAUGUUCGUACCACAGUGGCUAAUUAUAUGAACCAUCUCAUUGACAUGGGUGUAGCAGGUUUCAGACUUGAUGCUUCUAAGCACAUGUGGCCUGGAGACAUAAAGGCUGUUUUGGACAAACUGCAUGACUUAAAUACACAGUGGUUCUCCCAAGGAAGCAGACCUUUCAUUUAUCAAGAGGUCAUUGAUCUGGGAGGUGAAGCAGUGACAAGCAGUGAGUACUUUGGAAAUGGCCGUGUGACAGAAUUCAAGUAUGGAGCAAAACUGGGCACAGUCAUUCGCAAGUGGAAUGGAGAGAAGAUGGCCUACUUAAAGAACUGGGGAGAAGGUUGGGGUUUCAUGCCUUCUGACAGAGCCCUUGUCUUUGUGGACAACCAUGAUAAUCAGCGAGGACAUGGGGCUGGAGGAGCAUCCAUCCUGACAUUCUGGGAUGCUAGAUUAUAUAAAAUGGCAAUUGGAUUUAUGUUGGCUCAUCCUUACGGAUUCACACGAGUAAUGUCAAGUUACCAUUGGCCAAGGUAUUUUGAGAAUGGAAAGGAUAUUAAUGACUGGGUUGGACCACCAAAUGACAAUGGAGUAACCAAAGAAGUAACCCUUAAUCCAGACACCACUUGUGGCAAUGACUGGGUCUGUGAACAUCGAUGGCGUCAAAUAAGGAACAUGGUUGCCUUCAGAAAUGUCGUCAAUGGUCAGCCUUUCUCUAACUGGUGGGAUAAUGGCAGCAACCAAGUGGCUUUUGGCAGAGGGAACAGAGGAUUCAUUGUCUUUAACAAUGACGACUGGGAAUUGUCAACAACUUUACAAACUGGUCUUCCUGCUGGCACAUACUGUGAUGUCAUUUCUGGAGACAAAAUUGAUGGCAAUUGCACUGGAAUUAAAGUCUAUGUUGGCAGUGAUGGCAAUGCUCACUUUUCUAUUAGUAACUCUGCUGAAGACCCAUUUAUUGCAAUCCAUGUGGAAUCAAAAAUAUAAAGUUUAAAAUAAAUACAUAUUGAGAGCAUCAA